GCGCGCGCUGUUUGUGCUGCGAUUUUGACAGUUGCGCCAGUUUCUGUGCUCGUCGUUUCGAGAGCGGUGGGAGGGGAGACGCGGUGACCGACAUGCAGCCGGACACGAGCUUCUGAACGGUGUUUCUGAGCGAGCCGGACACGGACAGGGAGGCGGGGAUUGCGCGAGGAGACGGGAAAGCGCGGCUGUUCGGGGGUUUCGUGCGGGGAUAUCAGCGACUAGCCGCGGCGGCUAACGGCGGCUGUCAGCGGGGCUGAAUAGUGCUGGUUGCCGGGCUGCGUGUGUUGGACUGGCGCUGCUGGCUGCUGGUGGAUAUCCUGCAGAUCUUUACUGCGUGUUUUGGCCUUGUCGUUUGGAGGAACGAGUCCCACCUCCAUGAAUCAGACUUUCCGGCAGGUAAUAAAAAUGCGACUGAAGUGAUCGGCCAGCGAGAGGGGCGAUGAUGAGUUUCCAGGACGUGAGCUGGCUAGUCCUUGUGGCGCUCUUCUGCGUCUCGCUGAUGGUCGUGCUAGCUUGGCUAGUCCAGUUCUCCCUGGCCUUACUGAGGCCCAGAAGAGGUACCAGGCUCCAGCGGAGUGAGGAGACCUCCUGGCAGCUGCCCCUCAGCCUUACUCACCAGACCCUGACGGGUGGAGUGUGGGGGUCUCUUCUGAGGCUCAGGUUUGGGCGAGAUGGCUCUGCGAGUGAUACAGAGGCCGGGGUCAAAGGGCUUCUGUCCUCGCUCUUCGCGUUCAAGUCUUUCAGGGAGCACUGGCAGAGAGCUUGGGUGAGGGCGCUCAACGAACAAGCCUGCAGACAAGGGAGCUCAAUUCAAAUCACCUUUGAUGACAGCCUUCAGCUCCCUACCUCUGCGUCCAUUGACCAUGUGACCUGCACAGACCAAUCGACACACAGCAUGGUUCUGCAGUGCAACUGUUCUGUUGACAGGGUGACAUUCCCGGUGAGUGUCACUCAACAGUCACCAGCAGCUGUCUCUAUGGACACAUACCAGGUUACAAUGGAGCCCAUGAAGGCCCAGUUGCAGGUCUGUCUGGAGGAGAUAGAGGAAGAAGGCCUCCUGGUCUCCUGGACGUUUUCUAAGCAGCCCCUGCUGUCCUUGAUCGUGACGUCACGACAGAGAAUUCAGAGAGAGGGCUCUGGGGAGGAGGUGGAUGUGGAUAUGAUAGCAAAGUUGGUGGAGGACACACUAUAUGCCACGCAACCUGCCAUGAUCCUGAACCUGAGAGCAUGUGUCUCCAGCCCAGCUUUUCCCAGAGAAAAGCAGGGAAACCGCCAGAACUCUCCACAGAGCAACAAUCUCCGGCGCCUUCUGGUGCGUCAGCUCAAAGCCUCCAGUGUCAAAAAAGGUUGUCAGACUCAUGUUGGGGAGUUGUGCUGUGUCCUGAGCCUGGAUGUCCCGGUACUGGAGAAAAGAACACGCUUCCUGACACCAUCCUCCAGUCCUGGAGCCACACUGGACUGGGGAGAGGAGCUUACACUGGAUUUGCAACCAGAAACCAAAGAACUCAAAAUUAGACUUGUGGAGCGUAAUAGCAGAGGAGAACAAUUCUUGCCGGGUCAUGCAUGUUUAUCGCUGGAUCUCCCCAAGAGGAGUCCCAAUGGACUUCACAAGCUGUCAGUCACACCCGGUCAUGGUCUGGCACCCACAGCUACUGUCACUUUGGAGCUCCUGUAUAUGGAGCUGAAAGAUGUGCGGUGGUGUCAGAAUGCCACACCUUUGCGCUCCUCGGUUACGCCAUCCAAAAAGGUGGAUGUAGACCGCACCAUCAUGCCUGAUGGCACCAUCGUCACCACUGUUACCACCAUCCAGUCACGGCCAAAACUGGACCGCAAACUAGGAGAUUCUCCCUCCAGAUCUCCAUCUAAGGUGGAGGUGACAGAGAAAAGGCCAACCAUGCUGACAGAGAGCUUCCAUAGCCAAUCCAGCAUCAGCCCCACACCCAGCACGGAAAGUCCCCUCUCUAAUGGGCUGGACCCUGUAGCAGAGACAGCCAUCCGGCAGCUGACUGAAUCGGCAAGCAAGACAGCAAAGAAGACGCCCACUAAACGCAGCACCCUCAUCAUCUCUGGAGUGUCAAAGAUUCCCAUUACAGAAGAUGACUCUGCGUUGUCGGUGGGAUAUGCUGCAGCCAUGGACGCUGCCCUGCAGGGGGAGCACUCUCCAAGUGGGGCCCCGAACCACCAUGGAGCUGGGCCGCACCAGGAAGCAGACGAGACCACCCCAUCUGAUGCCUCUGAGCGGCCGUCUGUGGAUGACGUGGAGUCGGAGACGGGCUCCACUGGAGCACUGGAGACACGCAGCCUCAAAGACCAUAAAGUGGGCUUCCUCCGCAGCGGCACUAAGCUGCUGUUCCGCAGGAGGCACAGGCAGAAAGACCCCAGCUUUAGCCAGUCCCACGAGGACGUCUGCAACCUGGGCAACGACUCGUCCACGGCCUCCUGCUCCUCCAGCGGCCGCAAGAAAUCUGGAAGCUUUUCACGUCGGCUCAUCAAGCGCUUCUCCUUCCGAUCAUCCAAAACCAAGGGAAAAAGUAGCGCCACCAAUGGAGGAGCCAGCACGGGAGACAACUGAGGCAUGGGCUGUGAAAUCAAAAAAAGAGAGAAAAACACUAAAGAGAGAAAGAGAGAGAGAGACACGGUGCGGGCGCCUGUCGAAAGAGUUUAGGGGCAGCUAGAGCAUUUGGAACAGUUCAUUUGGAACAAAAGGAAAAUUGUGCUUCUUGAACAACUUUAUCCUACAGAGACUUUUGGGACACGCUGGGAAUAUUUUUGACCCUUUGUGUUCGUUGUACGUAGGUAUUUGACGCAAACAGCAGACGCUGCUUUAUGAGAGUGAGGUAGAUGCCUCACGUUUUGUUUAGUGCUGGAAUCGCAAAGAAAAAUGGGGGGGGGAUAAAGGGAUUUAUUUGUGUUCUUCUGAAAACACCUUUUGAUUGUGUAAUGUAUAAUGUUAAAUAAGAGACUUAAAAUGGCUGCUUAAGUGGAGGAGAGGAGGUGGGUGAGUUGAGAAAUAGUGGUUGAGUAAAAUGCUGUAAGACUUGUUCAGCACAAGGGGGCGACAUAAACCAAUACUUAUCAGAAAGCCUCCCGCAUUAUGUUGCUAUUCGUUUGUUUGUUUUGUUUGUUUUUUACUAUGAUUACUAUUUAUUUAAUUUUCAUCAGUUGCACACUUUUGAAACUCUUUUCUGAUUGUUUACAGUGGUGGGGAGAUCUUCUUCAUCAGUUUUAUUAUUUUUGUGUAUUGUUUACUGUCACUGACACUAAAUUAUUCCUCCUUACCAAACCAAGGAGUCUUCAGUGGGUGAAUUAUGGUGAGGCUUAUGCUGUGUGCUUUGUUGUUUUUGCUGUAGUUGAUAGCGAGUUAGAUCAACAGAUAUUUAAGCCCUGUUUUUUUCAAAUUGUGGUUCUUCUUUGAUUUACAUUGUGGCACCUUCUUCUUUUAUUAUAUUCAUUUGUUAAAGAAAUACACGAGUAGUACGCAUAUCUCACAGUUACGCUUGAGUGGAACAGAAAUGGAAAAAUAGACAAAUUUAACUCAGAUAUGUUUAUUCUUCUUAAACAUUUCUAAAACUGAUAAUCAACACGUCUUUAAAUCAUGUCUAGUUAAAGUUACAGUAGGUUGGAAAUGUAUUUCAGGUUGAAAAAAAAACACCUCAGGGGAUAUCAUGAACGGUUUCCACAAAAUUAAAUAUAUAAAAUUUUUUCAAGACUACUCGAAGCUCGGACAAGCCCACACUUUAUAUUUCUUUAAUAUUUAGCUGCAAUAAGAUAACUCAGACUACCCUGAAUGAAUGGGGUCCCCUGCAUGCAUAGAUGAGCAGACCUGAACGUGUAAAUAAUAGUGCUAACGUUUACGUUUUAAAAGUUUCACCUUCGAUUUUGCAUAAGAACAUAAAUAGGUGAAGGACGGCAGCUUAAUUCAGCUUCUCAUGGCUUUGGCUAUUCAAAGGGAAAUUAUCUGACCACUCAAAGACCACAGCUUGAUGGAUGGUUCACUGAUGUUUCAACAUUUUUGCAUAAUUCAGUUUUAAGGUGUUAAUGCUCAGUUGGAGUGGUUUAUUGUGAUGAGUAUUAUUCCAGAGAAUCUUACUAUAAAAAAAAAUCCAAAAAUAAUCUUAACAACUAAAUUAAUGCAUAUAUAAAAAAUAUAAUAUAUGUUUAGGCCAAAAGCGUGGUUUAAAAAUUGUGAUAUCUUUUUUAUUAUGGAGCUUUGAGGGACAUUUUGAAAGCCAUUCACCACCACUGUGGAAAUUUCUCUAGAACAGCAUAUUUCCCAACAAACAAAAUUAAAUCAUUCAGGUUAAUGGGCUCUACGUGUUAAGAAAAACAUAUUGGGCGAUAUCAGGAAAACAAAAAUACUCAAAGUUAUGUCCAUAUAUUAUACAAUGAGCUGAAAAUGUAAUUAUUGUGAAAGGUCUACUUGGAGGCAUUAAAUACUUUGGAUGCCCAGGUUUAUUCACUACAAUUAUGAACAAUUCUGACUCAAUAAAUUAAUAUAGAAUGAUCAUUAUCAGUUCACACCAAAUAUCAGUUCACACCAAACCACGCUGACACAGUUUGCUUACAUCUUAAUGGUAAAAUAGGACAAAACAUGUAGAAACAUCAGUGGAAUUCCAGUGUAUAAAUACAGUGCUGUGGUGUUUGAUGGUGAAAGCUGGUUGAUUUUGACCUGUAAGCUGUUUGUUUCUUAUCCAGGCCAAUAAAGUCAUCAUUGUCUUCUUUUUGACUCCUUAAAUGACUUCCUUAAAUCUUCCAGACAAUGGCUUCAGGCACACACAGUCUAUAUUGCAGUGCAUUCAUUAUUUUCAGAGGGUUGUUUGUAAAUUAGCAAUUUUCAGCUGAACAUUUACAGGUGGGAUCCUCUACUCUUUCUCCAGUCUUUUAUCCCUUUUCCCCAAAAAGCCUGGAAAGCCUGAAGACCCCAACAUUACACUGCUAGUAGGCCCAGAAUGUCAUUGUCUAUGAAAACAGUGAGCCGCCUAAAGAGAAACAAUGCCUCUCAGAUAUUUGAUGCUUUAUAUUACUAUGUGGCUACUUCAAUGUUUAAUUUAUUCUGAAUAAAUUAUUUUUGAAAAUGCA
This is a messenger RNA of Astyanax mexicanus (Mexican tetra), 5079 nucleotides long. RefSeq names its product c2cd2 like (gene c2cd2l). Gene Ontology annotation, cellular component: cytoplasmic side of apical plasma membrane. Gene Ontology annotation, molecular function: phosphatidylinositol binding; phosphatidylinositol transfer activity. Gene Ontology annotation, biological process: positive regulation of insulin secretion involved in cellular response to glucose stimulus. The record is from RefSeq and is a predicted model, not a curated record. Lineage: Eukaryota; Metazoa; Chordata; Actinopteri; Characiformes; Acestrorhamphidae. The transcript is spliced from 15 exons. The coding region runs from base 440 to 2572 and encodes 710 amino acids.